Molecule: messenger RNA, 1596 nt
Organism: Nakaseomyces glabratus
Lineage: Eukaryota; Fungi; Ascomycota; Saccharomycetes; Saccharomycetales; Saccharomycetaceae
Gene: CCA1
Product: tRNA adenylyltransferase
Biological process (GO): tRNA 3'-terminal CCA addition
Molecular function (GO): ATP:3'-cytidine-cytidine-tRNA adenylyltransferase activity; RNA binding; CC tRNA cytidylyltransferase activity
Source: RefSeq, a predicted model, not a curated record
AUGUUCAAGGCAAUUAGGCGUGUUUUUACGAUGAUUCCGAGGAUCCAAUUGACUGAGAAAGAGACCAGGAUAUGCAACUUGUUGAAGGACUACACUGCGCAUUACAAUAGCUUGCACUAUGGACAGGAACCCCUGACGCUGCGGAUCACUGGUGGUUGGGUCAGAGACAAGCUGCUGGGCCAAGGUUCCCACGACCUGGACAUCGCCAUCAACAUCAUGUCCGGUGAAGAGUUUGCAACGGGAUUGAACGGUUAUCUGUUGGAGCACUUCGACAAGUACGGUGUGAAACCACAUAGCAUCCACAAGAUCGAUAAGAACCCUGAGAAGUCCAAGCACCUUGAGACCGCUACCACAAAGCUGUUUGACGUCGAGGUGGAUUUCGUCAACUUGAGGUCCGAGGAGUACACUGAGGACUCCCGGAUCCCAACUACCCAGUUUGGUACCCCUGAAGAAGACGCUCUGAGACGGGAUGCCACGCUCAAUGCGUUGUUCUACAAUAUCCAGCAGGACGCAGUAGAGGACUUUACGAAACGAGGCUGGCAAGACCUGCAGGACGGUGUGUUGCGUACACCUCUACCCGCUAGACAAACUUUUCUCGAUGACCCAUUACGUGUUUUAAGACUAAUACGAUUUGCCUCAAGGUUCAACUUCAACAUCGAAGCCGGCGUGCUGAAGGAAAUGCAUGACCCUGAGAUCAAUGAAGCUUUUAAUAAUAAGAUAUCCCGUGAGAGAAUUGGUGUGGAGAUGGAAAAGAUAUUGGUUGGCCCAAACCCUAUUUUGGGUCUGAAAUUGAUCCAGAGAACACAUUUAGAAAAUGUCAUAUUUCUAUGGCACGGGGAUCAAAGUGUUAUUGAAUACAACAGGAAGAAUUGGCCUCAAACAAAAGAUGUGGAAGAUAUUUACAAGAAGGGCAUUUUCAAUCAUCACUUGAAGAACUUCAUCCACCACUACAAGGACUUCUUAUCAAGAUAUUUGAAAUUAAGGCAGGCCAUCGAGACGAAAGACAAGUCAUUCCAGCAAAAUUUCCUGUUGGCCUCGAUUCUAAUACCUAUGGCUGAUUUGAAGAUAAUUGCUUUGCCAAAGAAGAAGCUUAACAAUACUCUACCUGUUUCCGAAAGUAUCGUCAGAGAAGGCCUGAAAUUCAAUAAGGCCUCUUCUAUAGUUGUAGCCAGAUGUGUUGAAAACAUUGCAGCCUACAACAGCAUGGUUGAAAAAUAUCUACAAUCUGGUGAUUUGAAAAGGUCAGAAGUGGGUACAUUUUUAAGAGAGCUAAGAGGAGAUUGGGAGAUUGUCCAUUACGUCUCUUUGAUGGAUCAGUACUUAAAAUAUAUAUCCCGAAAGGAUAAUGUUGUUAAUAUAAUAGACAAAUAUGACCGCUUCUGGAAUUAUAUUCAAGAGCAAAACUUACAAGACAGUGAUAAAAUGGUACCAAUCAUUGAUGGGAAACGCAUGGUUAAAAUAUUAGAAACAAAACCCGGUCCAUGGUUAGGUAAAAUAAACGAUGAGGUCAUACUGUGGCAAUUUGACCAUCCACAAGGCACUGAGCAAGAACUGAUAUCAUUUAUUAAGUCCAUCCUGCCAAAUUACCUUCAAUGA